Scaptodrosophila lebanonensis is the source of this 635-nucleotide messenger RNA. Its product is annotated as lectin BRA-2-like. The record is from RefSeq and is a predicted model, not a curated record. The transcript has 3 exons. NCBI's taxonomy places the organism in Eukaryota, Metazoa, Arthropoda, Insecta, Diptera, Drosophilidae. Bases 28 to 624 code for a protein of 198 amino acids.
UCCCAGCAGUCUGGAAACUCACCCGUAAUGGCAUUCCUUUUUGACUCGCUCUGCAUCCUAAGUUUGUUGGGCACUACUCUGGCGUAUUGCCCCGACGGCUUUGUAGUUCUGGGCAACAAAUGCUAUUAUAUAUCGAUGAAGCUAGUGACAUGGCACAUAGCCGAGAAAAUAUGCCGAUCAGCAAAUUCUGAUAUGUUGGUAUAUUCCACCGAUCAGGAAAGGUCUCUUGUGAUGAGUUAUCUGAAAAAGCACACCAUUCCCAAUGAAUGCUGGACGAAAGGUGUCUGGACGGCUAUAAACAAAAUUGGAAAAAAACAAUUCGUUGUGCAUUCUUCCAAUACUACAAUACCGCUUUUGGUUUGGGGCAAGAAGAAACCUGGUAAGCCCGAGCAACAGUGUGUAGCUGCUUGCGAAGACUCCCCGCAUGGCAUAGUAUACCACGAUGUCAGAUGUGACGGCAAAUUUUGGGUAAUCUGCCAAACGGAUUUACCACAAAGUGACACUCAACCUAAGAGCGAUGCAACAGUCGUGCCCUGGCAGCCAAUUCUAAUAAUUUGCAUAUUAUUUAGAGCUAUGUGUUUCACAUUUUCCAGAAUCUAUUGUUGCGCCCAUCAAUUUAUAUGAAUAUUUGAGCU